AUGGUUGCAUUAAAAACGAUAUUACUAGCAGCUGCUGCUUUCGGUGGCUUUGCAACAGUAGCGAUUGUCUUAGGACUUAUUCCUGUAUACACCAGGACAAGUGCCACCGAUACUACCGUAUCAUCAACUACUACUACUACCACGGUUACUACAACAACAACGACCACUACAAUUACUACGACAGGGUCAAAUAAUACCGGAACACCGAUCACUGCAACUACCAAUGCGAUGUCAAAUGACACAGCAACUAUUGCAGUGUCUAAUGAUACAGCUGCAACAGGCACUGUAACUAUGACUACAACAUUAAACGCUACAAUAAUAAUGACUACUACAAUCAUUACUACAGGAUUAAAUGAUACUGGAACGCCAGUCAUUACAACUGCCACUGCAAUGUCAGAUGGCACAACAGCAACGCCCAUUGCAGCUACUAUUUCAAUGUCUAAUGACACAGCUACAAUGGGGGCUGUAACUAUGGAUACAACAUUAAACGCCACAAUAACGAUGAGCUCUGCAAUUUCUACUACAACAGGAUCCAAUGGCGUAGCAACAAUGGCCAGUACAAUCACUACUGCAACUCCAUCCAUUGGCACAAAUAGUGCUAUGACAUUUUAUGACACAACAAUAACUGGAACUGUAUCGAUGUCAUCCACUACAAUAUCAACUUCAAUAAUAUCAUCAAUGAGUGUACAAUCCGAAACUCUUUCAACAACUGCAAUUACAAUCAGUGAUCCUUGUCAAAGUACAAUGAUGAAUUUACCAUAUUCAUCAACUUAUUCUUUUAAUCCAAGUACUGGAAAUCCAAUAUCUACUUCCUCUAUGAGCAACGACUUGUCUAUGGAUAAUACUGGUUCAAUGUCAAUCGAUUUUCAUGUUACACAUUCAUCUGAUCCAUGUGCAAUAUAUUGGACAAGUUCAACAAUAACUGCAAUAACUGAAACUACAACAGUCUAA
Messenger RNA from Rotaria sp. Silwood2, 951 nucleotides. The record is from the annotation of a GenBank genome assembly. Lineage: Eukaryota; Metazoa; Rotifera; Eurotatoria; Philodinida; Philodinidae.